Penaeus monodon (black tiger shrimp) is the source of this 854-nucleotide messenger RNA. RefSeq lists its product as uncharacterized. Bases 108 to 854 code for a protein of 248 amino acids. NCBI's taxonomy places the organism in Eukaryota, Metazoa, Arthropoda, Malacostraca, Decapoda, Penaeidae. Gene Ontology annotation, molecular function: protein binding. The transcript is spliced from 6 exons. The record is from RefSeq and is a predicted model, not a curated record.
CCUCGACCUCAGUUGACCUCCGAUGACCCCCCACAGCCACGUCUUUGUACCUGCGGGUCACGAGAGCCGACUCACCUGAUGGCCCUGAAAUCGAGGUCACCUGGACGAUGCCCAAGCAGUACCCUCACCUGACCCUCACCUGGGUGGCACUCACCUACACGUCACAGGUGAGCGAGAGGGAAGUCGGCAACCACCAGCUGGAGGAAGGGAGCGGAAGUUACGUCAUCAAGGAAGGCCUGAGAUACAACCAACAGUACAAGAUCUGUCUCAUAACCUCCUCGCCUGCCUGUGACCACGCCUCCUCCACCUGCUCCUACCUCAAGGUGCCCUCGGCUCCAUCACCUAAGAAUNCUCCAGGCGUGCCUCUCUACCUGACGUUGGGUCCCGUCCACAGUAAAAACCUGACGGCGGUGUGGGCGGAGCUCCCCCGUAGCCACCCCCCUGACUCCGCCCUCGACGGCAAGGUCAGCAAGGGGUUUAAGGUCAUGUGGAGGAGAGUCGAGGGGUUGGUGGGUCAUCCGGGUCACGCCUCGAACCUCGUGACCUCCAGGCAUCUCAUAAGGGGUCUCAUUCCCGGCACAAGAUAUGAAGUCUGUGUUGGCGAAACGCUUACUCCUGACAUCUAUAUGACCUGUGACGUCAUUGUUACGGAAGAGGACGGUAAGUGGAGUCCCGGAUAUCAGGGACACAUAGCUCCCUUGAUAGCUAGAGAACCUUUAAAUACUAAAUGCAAGAGACAGUUUCAGUUCGUGGAUAGAGCUGGAGACAAACAAGCAGCAAUUGAUGUGGCAACAGAAGGCACGAUGACGCAAGUGAGCUUCAUCCCAGCUAAAAAAAGACAAUCUCCAGGAUGA